Salvia hispanica is the source of this 1120-nucleotide messenger RNA. RefSeq names its product 2-hydroxyisoflavanone dehydratase-like. Gene Ontology annotation, molecular function: hydrolase activity. The record is from RefSeq and is a predicted model, not a curated record. Lineage: Eukaryota; Viridiplantae; Streptophyta; Magnoliopsida; Lamiales; Lamiaceae.
UAAACUACUCCCUUGAUGAGUAGAUUUGUUGCUUAUACAUCACUUUCUUCCUACAUCCUCUAACACGGCCAUGGCCGUCGCCUCCACCAAAGACCUACUCACCGAUCUCUCCCCCCUCAUCCAAGUCUACACCGACGGCACCGUCCACCGCCUUAUCUCCUCCCCCCACGUCCCCCCAUCUCCGGAAGAUCCCGCCACCUCCGUCGCCUCCAAAGACAUCCUCAUCCCCCCCUCCAACAUCCCCGCUAGGCUCUACCUCCCUAAACUCUCCGCCGCCCCUCAAAAGCUCCCCAUCCUCCUCUACCACCACGGCGGCGGCUUCUGCCUCGAGUCCGCCUUCUCCUUCCUCCACCACCGCUACGCCAACCUCCUCUCCGCCGCCUCCCCCGCCCUCAUCCUCUCCCUCGAGUACCGCCUCGCCCCCGAACACCCCCUCCCGGCCGCCUACCACGACUCCUCCUUCGCCCUCCGCUGGCUAUGCUCCCACGCGCUCGACGAUCCCACCUUCGAAAAGGACCCGUGGAUCGCCGAUCACGCCGACCUCGGCAGGAUUUUCAUCGCCGGAGACGGGAGCGGGGCUAACAUCGCCCACAACGUAGUGAUGCGGGCCGGGUCGGAACCCCUGCCGGGUAACGUCAAAGUCAACGGCGCGAUUCUUUGCCACCCGUUUUUCUGCGGCGAGGAUGAUCUCGAGCGGGGCUUGGGUUACCGGCUUUGGUCGUUUGUCUAUUCGAGUGCGGGCGGCGGGAUUGAUAAUCCGGCGAUCAACCCAGUGGCGGACGGAGCACCGAGCUUGUCCGGGCUCGGAUGCUCGAGGAUGAUCGUUUGUUUGGCGGAGAAGGAUCCGGCGGCGGCGAGGGGGAAAGUGUAUGCGGAGAUGGUGAGGCGGAGCGGGUGGAGAGGCGAGGUGGAGACGGCGGAGUAUGAAGGGGAGGGACACUGCUUUCAGAUUUCUGAUACUCACUCACAAAAUGCUAAGAAUUUUAUUGAUCGAUUGGUUGCUUUCAUUUCACGAUGUUCUUGAGUAUUUUAAUCUCUUUAUGUUUGGGUUGAUAAAAGAGUAUUGAGUAUGCAUUUGUGAAUUCCUUCUUGAAAUGUUACCUAUGAUUCUCUAGUUCUA